Messenger RNA from Lichtheimia ornata, 333 nucleotides. RefSeq lists its product as uncharacterized. The transcript has 3 exons. Gene Ontology annotation, molecular function: structural constituent of ribosome. Lineage: Eukaryota; Fungi; Mucoromycota; Mucoromycetes; Mucorales; Lichtheimiaceae. Bases 1 to 333 code for a protein of 110 amino acids. Gene Ontology annotation, biological process: translation. Gene Ontology annotation, cellular component: ribosome. The record is from RefSeq and is a predicted model, not a curated record.
AUGGUUCAGAGACUCACUUACAGACGUCGUCUUUCAUACAACACUCGUUCUAACCGCGUCAAGGUCGUCAAGACCCCUGGUGGUAAGCUCGUCUACCAAUACCAAAAGAAGCCUGUCAAGGCUCCCCGUUGCGGUGAUUGCGGUGUUGCUCUUCCUGGCCUCAAGGCUCUCCGCGCACGCAAGUUGGCUAACUUGGCCAAGAACCAAAAGACUGUCAGCCGCGCUUAUGGUGGCUCUCGUUGCUCCCACUGUGUUCGCAGCCGUAUCGUCCGUGCUUUCCUUGUCGAAGAACAAAAGAUUGUCAAGAAGGUUCUUAAGCAACAAAAGAAAUAA